This is a messenger RNA of Zingiber officinale, 870 nucleotides long. Its product is annotated as BTB/POZ domain-containing protein At1g01640-like. Lineage: Eukaryota; Viridiplantae; Streptophyta; Magnoliopsida; Zingiberales; Zingiberaceae. Bases 1 to 870 code for a protein of 289 amino acids. The transcript has 3 exons. Gene Ontology annotation, molecular function: protein binding. The record is from RefSeq and is a predicted model, not a curated record.
AUGGAGUGCUGCAUCUGUACCGUGGCGGCGCGUUACUCGACGUUAAACUCCAUCUGCGCCGCCUGCUACGACGGCGCAAAGAGCAUGAUGACCUUCUUGAAUGAUCUCGAAGGCGAUGGCCACAACAAAGCCGCCGCCACCACCACUUCUCAGGGCUCCAAUUCCGUUCAACCCAAGGCAUGCAGAUAUUCUGGUGCUGCACAGGGGAUUCGGCGUGCAUUCGAGAAGAUGAAGGAGAUGCAAAGAAGGGAGACGAAUGCGGAGAAGAAGGUGGCUUUCCUUAAUUGGUUGGCGGUGCUGCGAGAAGGGUUGCACACCGACAUUUUGGUGAAGGCCGGCGACGGCCAACCAGUUCCGGCCCAUCGAGCAGUGCUGGCUUCUAAAUCCGAAAUCUUCAAGACCAUGCUGCUCGCCGACGACUGCAAGGCCGCGCCCGCCGGCGGCAUCAUCUCGCUCCCAGAACUCACGCACCGUGAGCUGCAGCAUCUGCUUGAGUUCCUCUACUCCGGCGAGCUUCGGCCGGCGGAGCAGAAGCCCUUCUCGACCGUGCUCUCUCUGCUCAUCACGGCCGACAAGUACGAUAUCCCCUUCCUUCGGAAGUUCUGUGAGCGGUGGGUUAUCGAGGACCUCUGCGCAGGCAACGCGCUCGACGUACUGGAGGCGGCGCAGCGAUGCUCCAGCGUGAAUCUGAAGGAGCGGGCGAUGUGCGUGGUGGUGGAGCAGGCGGAGGAGGUGGUGUUCUCGCCGGAAUUCGAGGCGUUCGCCUGCAGUAACGCGGAGCUGUGCGUGGAGAUCACGAGGGAGCUGGUGAAUAAGGUGAAAGCAGACGUACGUAAAAAAGAUGUCAACAAGAAAAGAAAAAAAAGUUAG